This is a messenger RNA of Chanos chanos (milkfish), 4087 nucleotides long. RefSeq names its product elongator acetyltransferase complex subunit 1 (gene elp1). The record is from RefSeq and is a predicted model, not a curated record. The transcript has 37 exons. Gene Ontology annotation, cellular component: elongator holoenzyme complex; cytosol. Gene Ontology annotation, molecular function: protein binding; tRNA binding. The coding region runs from base 100 to 4068 and encodes 1322 amino acids. Gene Ontology annotation, biological process: tRNA wobble base 5-methoxycarbonylmethyl-2-thiouridinylation. NCBI's taxonomy places the organism in Eukaryota, Metazoa, Chordata, Actinopteri, Gonorynchiformes, Chanidae.
GUUUGUGGGUAGCCUACCAACAAAUUUCACAAGAAAAAAACUUUUAGAUAUUUUUUCUCGCCCGCUAACUCUUGCUGGAGGGGGCAAGACCAGGAUACUAUGAGGAACCUUAAACCGUUGAAAUGCUUGCGCUGUUUGGAUUUGCAAAGUCCGGGGAGUCCACAGUGUUUUUCAGUAAGAACAGACACUGGCACUGUGCUCGUGGCUUCAGAGUUUUCCCUCACAGAAUAUGACCCACGCGCCGGUCAGGUAGUGAAUGAGGUGUCUCUGACAGCAGAAGACUACCUUCCAGAAGAUGGCAGUGGUGUUGUGGUGGGAAUCCAGGACUUACCUGAUCAAGAAUCUGUCUGUAUCGCCACUGGCAGUGGCGAUGUCAUUCUGUAUAACCUCAACACAAACCAGUUGGAGUGUGUGGGGAGUGUGGAGAGUGGUUUGACAGGCAUGAGCUGGAGUCCAGACCAGGAGCUGGUCACUCUUAGCACAGGUCAAGAAACCAUUAUUAUGAUGACCAAAGACUUUGAGCCCAUAACUGAAGUCGAGAUCCACCAGGAAGACUUUGGAGAGGGGAAGUUUAUCACAGUUGGUUGGGGAAAGAAAGAAACCCAGUUUCACGGUUCGGAGGGCAAACAGGCCGCUCAACGAAAGACCACGGAGGUGCAGCCUGUCAUGUCAUGGGAUGAUCGUAGGCAGCGGAUCACAUGGAGGGGUGAUGGGCAGCUCUUUGCCGUCAGCGCUGUGUGUCCUCAUACCGGGGCAAGAAAAGUUCGAGUUUGGAACAGAGAAUGUGUCUUGCAGGCUACAAGCGAAGCAAUUAAUGGUUUGGAGCAGGCUCUGUGUUGGAAACCAUCAGGUAGUCUGAUUGCCUCAACACAGCGGCAUCCUAACAAGCACAGUGUCGUCUUUAUGGAGAAGAAUGGCCUGCUACACGGAGACUUCACUCUGCCCUUUGGCAAAGAACAAGCCAAGGUAAAGGAACUUCUGUGGAACAGUGACUCUACUGUACUGGCUGUGUGGCUUGAGGACCUGAGCCCUGGGGAGGACAGCCAACCUAACACAUACAUUCAGCUUUGGACAGUUGGGAACUACCACUGGUAUUUGAAACAGAGCCUACAUUUUGGCAGUGGCCCUCUUAGGGCUCCAGCUUGCGUGUGCUGGGACCCAGAGAAGCCCUUGCGUCUUCAUGUCCUAACAAAAGGAUGGGCCGGCUACACCUACGACUGGGGCUGGAGCACGGAGCGUAGUCCAGGGGACGACUCUCGGGACAAUGCCUGUGUCGCAGUGAUCGAUGGAGAUAAGGUUUUGGUGACAACAUUUCGCCAGUGUGUGGUCCCUCCACCUAUGUGUGCCUAUGAGCUCCAGUUACCCUCUCCUGUCAAUCUCGUGACUUUCUGUUCUGAAGCACUGAAGACCAAUGAACUGGCUGCGUUUACGGCAGACGGACGCAUCUUUGUCUUUAAUCAAGGAAACAGAGAUGAAACUAAACCAGUCGCAGGACCUACUGGAUUUAAAAUGAUUUCAGAAACUCCCACGUUGCAGAAAACAUACAGAGUGGAGGUGAACGGGGAGGAGCCGUUGUUCCUGCGUUUGCUGCUGUGGCUGAAGGAGAGUCUGUUCCUGGCCGUCAGCUGUGGAGAGGAUUUGAACCACUCUUGGCUGCUCAUGCUCAGUGCCCCUGAGAGCCAGAGUCCAGAGUCCACCUUGCAGAUCAGAUCAAAGGUCCUGGUGGAAGGUCACGUGAUCAGUUUGUGUCAUAGACCUGUGAGUGGCACAGUGGCCCUGCAGCUGGAGGAUGGCCAGAUCAGAAAGCUGUUUUGGGAGUCCUCAGAACCAACAGUACGUCAGUGGCGGAACCAUUCAGGCUGUAGCAUUAACUUUCCACAGCCUUGCGUUCAAACCGGACUCUGUACCAUCAGCGGAGAGGAACAUUUGAUAGGUCUCACAGACAGAUCACAUCUUUACAUAGGUGACACUGAGGUGGCCUCAAACAUCUCUUCCUUCGUGGUGUACGAUGACUUCCUCCUCCUCACCACUCACUCACACACAUGCCGUUGCCUCAGCCUGAGCACCCUGUCUGUCAAAGGUCUUCAGACAGCGCUGGAGUCGGACGCAGGUCAAAAUGAUGAGACCCUGAGGAGAGUGGAAAGGGGCUCUCGUAUUGUCACUGUAGUCCCUCAAGACACCAGGCUUAUCCUACAGAUGCCUCGUGGUAACUUGGAGACCAUCCACCAUCGAGCGCUUGUGCUUGCUCAGCUUAGGAAGUGGCUCGACAGUUUGAAAUUCAAGGACGUCUUUGAAUGUAUGAGGAAGCUGCGCAUUAACCUCAACCUCAUCUAUGACCACAACCCCAAAGUCUUCUUGGAGAACACUGAGCUGUUUCUGAAGCAGAUUGACUCCAUAAACUACAUUAACCUGUUUCUCACAGAGCUCAAGGAGGAGGAUACUACUAAGACCAUGUACCCUUGUCCAUCAAGUACUGCCAGCAAGCCCGCUACUCCAGGAACCGGUGGGAAGAAAGUAGACAUUGUGUGUGAUGCGCUACGGACCACCAUGGAAAGUCUUGAUCCACAAAAGUAUUGUCUGUGUAUAUUGACUGCACAUGUGAAGAAGACUACUCCAGAGCUGGAAACCGCUCUCCAGAAGGUCCAUGAGCUAAGAGUGAACCCUCCAAGUGAAGCUAACACAGUGAGCGCAGAGGAAGCCCUGAAGUACCUGCUGUUCCUGGUCAACGUAAAUGAGCUCUAUGAACACUCUCUGGGGACCUAUGAUUUUGACCUGGUGCUCAUGGUCGCUGAGAAGUCUCAGAAGGACCCCAAAGAGUACCUUCCCUUCCUGAAUAUGCUGAAAACUCUAGAACCCAACUACCAACGUUACACUAUUGACAAACACUUGAAGAGAUACAAGAAGGCUUUGCAUCACCUCAGCAAGUGUGGCGAAGAGCAUUUCACAGAGGCCUUAAACCUGGUGAAGGAUCAGAGAUUGUACAGUGAGGCUCUAGAACUCUAUCCGGCAGAUAGCCCACAGUACAAGGUGUUGAGCGUUGCCUACGCAGAGUAUCUGGUGGAGCACCAGCAGGCAGAACAGGCAGGACUGUUGCUAUGGCGAUGUGGCGAGACAGCCCGUGCCCUGCAAGCGUUUGUGAGCUGUACCAGCUGGAGGCAUGCGUUAGCUGUGGCCACUCAGAUUCCCCUGCCCGCAGAGGAGCUGGCACUGCUCGCUCGAGAUUUGGCCGAGAAACUGAUUGAGCUAAGAAGGCACACAGAAGCAGCUCUGCUACUGGAGCAGUAUGCUAAGGACUGUGAGGAAGCCAUCUCUGCUCUGAUUGUGGGGGCUGCCUGGGAGGAAGCUCUCAGAUUGGUAUAUUUGUACAACAGGCAGGACAUCAUUGAAACUAAUGUGAAACCUGCUCUACUGGAAGCACACAGUACUCAGAUGUCUUUCCUGGAGUCUCAGAAAGCUUUGUUUACUCGUCACAAAAACCGUCUGGCUGUGGUGCGGGAGAUGAAAGAAAAAGCCAGACUGGAGCUAUUGGAUGAGGACGGCCCAGACUGCCCAGAUGCUGAACUUUUCUCUGAGGCGAGCAGUGUGAUGACUGGCAGCCAUCUUGGCUCUAAAUACUCCCGCAGUAACUCUCGAAUCUCAGCGAGGUCGUCUAAGAACCGCAGGAAGGCAGAGGGGAAGAAGCACAGCCUGAAAGAGGGCAGCCCUUUCGAGGACGUCGCACUGCUCCAUGCCCUCACGCAAAUCAUCCACGUCGUCGACAAGAUGAGAGAAGAGGUGCACAGCUUGCUGAAGGCUUUAGUGCUGUUCCAGUAUGACAAACAGGCUUGUAGUCUGCAGCAGGACUACAGUGAGAUCCUCCAGCUUAUAGAAACAGCCAUCCCAGAAAUCUGGCAUGAAGGCCUUCAACAGACUCAAACCCCAGUUACAGGCCCCAACUCCACAGCAAAUAGUAUCAUGGCUUCAUUUCAUCAGCAGAGACUAUCUUCAGUGUCCCAAGCAGACUCUGAGGCUCUUUCUCCACCCAAAAUGAGAAGCUCUGUCAAAUGGAAGCUCUGUAUUCUUAAAUAGUUUUCCUGCUUGUUUUGUC